Messenger RNA from Hibiscus syriacus, 550 nucleotides. RefSeq lists its product as uncharacterized. The transcript has a single exon. Bases 66 to 383 code for a protein of 105 amino acids. Gene Ontology annotation, cellular component: nucleus; cytoplasm. The record is from RefSeq and is a predicted model, not a curated record. NCBI's taxonomy places the organism in Eukaryota, Viridiplantae, Streptophyta, Magnoliopsida, Malvales, Malvaceae.
UUAUCUGUCUAAUCAAUCAAAGAAAAAAAUCAUUUACUCUCGCCUGAAAUCCUAGAAUCCCAUCCAUGUCAACUUCGGCGAAGAAAACCACCGCCGUCAACAGUGGAGAUAGGCGGCAGCCCAGUCGGCUUCAACGUCGCGCUCCGGCUUCCUUACAGAUCAGUCCGGUUUCGAGCUGGAACAUUGCGAUCCCUCUCUUAUCUCCGCUCGCUUCUUCUCCUCCGUCUAUUGAUCGGAUGGAAGAGUCACCGCGUCAGGAACAGCCGCCGCGACAGAGCCAGAAAACGGAGCCCGAGAAGCUUGUGUUCAAGAUGUGGCAGCAUCCGGCGGCGCCGUUCUGUUACGAGCCGGCACAGUUGGUGCCGUCUUUCGUGCCGGUCUAGUUGUACAUACGGAGACGAAAAGAAAAUUGUAGUUAGAUCCAACGGCGUGUGUUGAGCGCGUUUUCGUUCAACGGACAACACGUCACCAUUUUUGUACAAUCUGUUCAUAUUAGUAUACUCUCUUUUAAGCUCGAAAGCAUUGAUUCAACACAGUUUUGUACUUUCCA